Molecule: messenger RNA, 3130 nt
Organism: Pieris brassicae (large cabbage white)
Lineage: Eukaryota; Metazoa; Arthropoda; Insecta; Lepidoptera; Pieridae
Product: ATP-binding cassette subfamily G member 4-like
Exons: 11
Coding region: 74-2053 (659 amino acids)
Cellular component (GO): plasma membrane
Molecular function (GO): ABC-type transporter activity; ATP hydrolysis activity; ATP binding
Source: RefSeq, a predicted model, not a curated record
AACAGAGCAGUUCGCGCGUUUCGUAUCACGCGCAGCUUAUCGUAAAUUUAAUAUGUGUUAAAACUUCUCAGAAAUGUCUAAUGUUCCGCUAGUACGUCGCGCUAUUGUGGGUGCCUCCCUGGCCCAUGCACCAGUGGACAUACAAUUAGUUCAGGAAGAUCAGUGGACUCCAGCGGCCUUGGAGAGAGCUGGGUCUACUCUUAAGGCUCUGAACCGUAUGGCUAAAAGACCACCUGUACAUAUACAGUUCGAAGAUGUCUGCUAUACUGUCGCUUCUAAAAAAGGAGAACGCCGUAUUCUACACAGUGUUUCUGGUGAAUUUCGUUCGGGCGAACUAACGUGCAUUCUGGGACCUUCCGGCGCUGGGAAGUCCACUUUACUGAACAUCCUCGCUGGUUACACAUCAAAUGGAGUGAACGGAAGAAUUUCAGUAAAUGGGCAAGCAAGGGAUAUGAGAGUUUUCAAAAAACUCAGUAGCUAUAUCAUGCAAGACGAUCUUCUUCAACCAAGACUAACAGUUGCCGAGUCCAUGAAAAUCGCAGCGGACUUGAAAGUGGGGAAGGAGUUGUGUGAUGCUGAAAAGGAAUUAAUCGUAGAAGAAAUCCUCCAAACUAUUGGUUUGUGGCAACACAGGGAUUCAAUGUCACAGCAUCUUUCCGGAGGACAAUCUAAAAGGCUGUCAGUCGCCUUGGAGUUGGUUAAUAAUCCUCCUAUUAUGUUCUUGGAUGAACCAACAACAGGUCUAGACGUCGUAUCCAUACGUCAGCUGGUGGUACUAUUACGUCUGCUCUCUCGCCAGGGCCGAACAAUUAUCUGCACAGUACAUCAACCUUCAGCGUCUCUCUUCACUCUUUUUGAUAGAGUUUAUGUAUUGUCACGAGGACUUUGUUGCUACCAGGGUGCGUCUCCACUUCUAGUACCUUUCCUGACUGAGAUUGGCCAUAUUUGUCCUAUAACCCACAAUCCUGCCGAUUUCGUACUUGAAACUCUUGUCAGCACGACCGAAGCGCCAGCACAAAUGUCAGAAUUAUGUCAAAACGGAAAGCUCUGCCGAGACCUAGACAAAUUGACAUCUAGAGGACGCAAACCGGUUUUACAUUCAGACGAGUCAAUACAAAGGAUUUUUGUGGAGCACGUCGCCAAAGAACAGCUACUCAGAAUGGAAUUUGCGACGACGUUUUUGAGUCAGUUCUGGAUAUUGCUAAAACGAAUGAUGUUACAGACUAAACGCAAUUCCACAGCUUUAUGGAUCCAGUUAAUUCACCACGUUCUGGCAGCUGUGUUACUUGGUGGCAUCUUCUAUCAGAUCGGCAACGAUGGCACUACGCCUAUCGCAAAUUUCAAGUUCUGUAUCAGUUGCCUUGUGUUCUUCAUGUAUACUUAUGUCAUGAUACCUGUGCUCCUAUUUCCUAUGGAAAUGCGUAUGCUACGACGUGAAUACUUCAAUCGAUGGUAUAGUUUAAAAGCGUAUUAUGCAGCCCUUACCAUAUCAUCUGUACCGCUUAUGAUGAGCCUAGGCAUGCUAUUUAUAGUAAUAAGCUACGUGAUGUCUGGUCAACUUAUGGAGUUAGAACGCUUUGUGUUGUUCUCUAUCGUGGGUCUUCUGACUGGAUUCUGCUCCGAAGGUCUGGGCCUCUUGGUGGGAUCAACGUUUAGUGUAACGAACGGUUCCAUAUUGGGCCCGGCGACACUGGCGCCACUCUUAGCUCUCUGCUGCUACGGCAUGGGCUUCGGGAAAUUUAUUGAACCAUUUAUGAAAAUCCUUAUGUCAUUGUCUUACUUACGAUACGCACUUUCUGGUCUCUGCCUGGCAAUUUACAACAAGCGACCUCUAAUGGAAUGUGAUGACAUUUUCUGUGUAUACUCCGAUCCGAAGUUAUUGCUGCGAGAUGUAGGAAUUAUGAAUGACAAUUAUAUAAUACAAAUAAUCGCUCUCUUAAUUUUUACGGCUAUACAUAGAAUCACCGCAUACUUUGCGUUACGAUACCGCCUUACUUCAGAGUUUACAAGCAAGUUCAUGACAUACAUCAGCAAAUUUUUGAAACACAGAUAGGUCAUAAAUUGAUUAAGUACUCUUUAUCAACCAUAGACGUUUUUGUCUAUUCAUAGAAGCAUAAAAUAUUGUAUAGUAUGGUAGCUCUCACUGCGUACAAUAGGCACUGGUUUACUAUUAUCACUGCUCAUUAUCGCCUAGUUUCUGAAAUGCUCACCAAGGUAAAAAUUUACUAAGCUAUAAAAUAUGUUCAAAUCUCCAGUUAUAGUUUGUAAAUGGUCCCAAUUUGUACAUUUACAUACAUUACAUAAUUUUUUUUUGAUUCAUUAUAUAAGUUCGACGAUAUACGACGUUCGAUAAUAACGAUAUUCAAAUGAUUGUCACGGUAUUGAAACCUGAAAACAACUUGACUCGUUUCAAUCUCAUUAACGUUUCAGCUCUACUCGAAUUGAUUUAACCAUUAUCAGUUAUACCAAUUAAGCACAGCAAACAUUGCCAAUUUUGUGCUUCUUUCAGAAACUGGGCGUAAUUUUUAACUUAUUAGUACCUAAGGUUCCUUUUAAGAAGUAUGUGUAUUAAGCAAAAAUAUAAUGCGAUCAAACUUUACUAAAAACUUUGGAACGUAUAAUAAAAAACAUUUAAGUUUUUAUUUUUUUUGAUUACGUAAGUACAAAGUAUGUUUGCGAAAGUGUGAUUUUAAUCUGUGAUUGUGAUUUUGAUAUAGGCUACACAAGGGUGUGGUAGUACCCAUAUAGUUGAAAUAUUAUAGUUAUAAGAAACACCAAAUAAAAAUUAUUAAAUUUAGAAUUAUUUAUACUAGUUAAGUUAUUCUCUUGUCCCAAUUAAAGUUAUUAAAGGUAAAACAAAUUUAAACCAAGUUCCAAUAUCAGGCACAUCUUAUGAUGUGUAUAUCUACAAUGGUUAUUUUUAUGAUGUUACCAGUAGCCUGUUUUCAUGAUGUUUAUUAUUUAUAUCUGCUUUUCAGUUUCUCCUGUGAUAAAAAUUCUUAGGUGUAUAUGAUGUCACUAUAAAAUUGUAAAUCUAUAUUGGAAAAUAGGCUUAUAUUAUCAAUUAAUUCCUAGAUUAUCUAGAUAAUGAUUUGAAGUAUGUACAAUAAGUUUAUCCAUAGAUAACCUU